UUAACCCCUCCCACUUGUUUGGGCUUUGCGCCGCGCCGGUCUGAGCGCAGACGCACUACAGAGCGCACGCAUCUCUGUGCGCUUCAGACGCAACUUCACGUGCGUGAAGCGGAGAUGGAGCUGAAAUAGGAGGACCUACCUUACGUAGUAGCUGGUCUGUGGAGUCGCUCUGGGUUUCUGCGCGUGAAGCUUCAGACUUGUGACUUGAGAACAUGUGGAGAUACACCAACCUGUGCGCCUUCCUGCUGGUUUUGUGUCAGGACGCGUCCUCACAGAGCAAGAUCUUUGGGGAGACCGAGCCGGUUCGCAUGACGUCUGAAGGUUCCGACUGCCGCUGCAAGUGCAUCAUGCGUCCUCUGAGCAAGGAUGCCUGCCUUCGACUGCGGAGUGGCAGCGUGAGAGUGGAGGACUUCUAUACCGUAGAGACAGUCAGCUCUGGAUCGGAUUGCAAGUGCUCCUGCACGACUCCGCCCUCUUCCCUCAACCCCUGUGAAAAUGAGUGGAAGAUGGAGAAGCUGAAGAAGCAGGCUCCUGAGUUGCUAAAGCUCCAGUCGAUGGUGGACCUUCUUGAGGGAACCCUCUACAGCAUGGAUCUGCUGAAGAUCCACUCCUACAUUAACAAGGUGGUCUCUCAGAUGAACACUCUAGAGGAGACGAUCAAGACAAAUCUUACACGAGACAAUGAAUUUGUGCGGGACAGCUUGAUGAGCCUUACCAACCAGUUCAAGCGUUAUGAGAACUACUCAAGUGUCAUGAUGAGCAUCAAGAAGGAAAUCUCCAGUCUCAGCCUACAGCUGCUGCAGAAGGACUCCUCAGAGAACAAAGCUCAGGACACUCGUGAUGUGAAAACCAAGACUUUGAAGGUGCCAAACAAAAAGACUCCAGUUGCCAGUCCCCUUCCCAAACCCAACAAAGAAAAGGCAGUGAAGCCAAAAAAAGAGGUUGUUAAACCUGGAAAACCAGUAAAACCCAAUCCAACAGCUAAAGUUAAGGUGGGAGGCCAUCAGCCAGGUGUGGUGAAGAGCAUGACCUACUACAAGGCCUCUAAGAAGGAUGAAGAUGGACAACGAGCAGACCAGUCUGCUAAAACAGUUGAACACAUCACAGAGACCCAGUCUGAGGAUGAAGAUGCUGAGAUGAUCCUGGAAACCAUGGAGACCACUGUGGCUGAGCCCACUGACACCACCAUAGCUCCUACUGCUACUGCUACCACCACCACCACCACCACAAAAACCAUCGGAACCACAACCACUACCAGACCCGCCACCACCCAAAGCCCACCAGCCUCUGAAAGACCAGCUCCAACCAUCAUACUGGUUCUAGACAACUCUAACAACAACAGCCGACCCAGUCUCCACAGAGCAGGGAAGAUCCUAAACUGUGAAGGAACGCUGGCGUCCAUCGAGCAGCCCGUCAAGCAACACAGUUAUGGGCGCAACGAGGGAGCCUGGAUGAAGGAUCCUCUUGCCAAGGACUCCAAGAUCUAUGUGACUAACUAUUACUAUGGCAACAACCUUGUGGAGUUUCGCAAUCUGGACAACUUCAAACAAGGGCGCUGGAGCAACCUCUACAAACUGCCUUACAACUGGAUUGGAACCGGUCACGUGGUUUACAAUGGAGCGUUCUACUACAACCGGGCAUUCACCAAGAACAUCAUCAAAUACGAUCUCAGAAUGAGAUAUGUUGCAGCCUGGACCCUUCUUCAUGACGUGGUUUACGAGGACACCACCCCGUGGAAGUGGAGAGGCCACUCGGACAUUGACUUUGCAGUAGAUGAAAGUGGCCUGUGGGUGAUCUACCCAUCCACGGACUACGACUACAGCCAGCAAGAGGUGAUUGUGAUCAGUAAACUGGAUCCUGGCGACCUGUCCUUGAAAAAGGAAACGACCUACAGGACAAGCCUCAAGAGGAAGUCUUAUGGAAACUGCUUCAUUAUCUGUGGUGUCUUGUAUGCCGUUGAUGUGUACAACCAGAAAGAAGGUGAAGUGAACUUUGCAUAUGACACCCACACAAAUACUGAAGCAAUCCCACGCUUGCCUUUCACCAACGAGUACUCGUUUACCACCCAGAUAGACUACAAUCCCAAGGAAAAGCUUUUGUAUGCCUGGGACAAUGGCCAUCAGCUAACCUAUCAGGUGAACUUUGUUGACGAAUGAACAGUUACCUCUUGCUACAGAGCUCUCACCCAGUAAGGUACCCAAUGAGAGCAUUCUCAGUAUUUGCCAGCCUUUAAGCAGCCAACCAGCUUUCUAGUACCAACGCAUGCCAUUCAAUUAGCUGUAAUGAACAUGUUUGCUUUUGUUUUGAAAUAUGAUUGUACAUUGAUCAUAAAAUGGACAAGAAUAACUGAAGUAAUCUCACAGGUUGAGUUGAACUUAAAGAAAAUAAUUUUUGUGACAUUAACGGAUUUCUGUUGGCAGGCAGACAAUACAUUGAUAAUUAAAAUUCACAUAAAAAUUUAAAUAAGAAAACACUGAAAAAAAAACAAAGAUUUUUCAGGUUUCAUUUGGACCAUCUCAUUACCAUCCUGCUGGUGCUGACAGGAUGAUCCGGUGUCCGAGGGCGACCAUACCGCAGGUCUGAGCUGAGCUCCAACACAUUUAAAGACCAAGUUCACAAUGUUUUUUCAUCAGAUUUGCUAUGGUCUCUAGUAUCAAUGAAUGCCUUCUGAGUCGGUCUCUGAAGGGGGAAAGCUCUCACACUCCUAUUUCAGGAAACUGAGCCAGAGGAGAGGUCAGCUUCAGACGGCAGGAUUUGGAGUCUUGUUUCCUGAUAUUCGGACAUCUCUCCUCUGAUUGGCUAACGGCAACAUGACUCUACCACUGACUCCAGUUGCUUUGCAACGCUGAUGUUUUAUCUCCACAAAUAACUCAAGCCUGAAGGAGUUUGCCCCGUUGUUUAGUCGCUAAUGCUAAUGUUUAGCUUCUACUAGUCAGGACGUUCUCUGCUCUCUCCAGCAACAACCGUCCCCGUCGUGAGCCAAAAUGGGCGAAUCCAGGAACGCAAAUUUCCAGUGUGAUUUUGAUCUUAGAGGCUUUUCUAAACCAAGCAUCUCCUCGUCUGUCAGCGGCAAAUGUUGGGGUCAAAGACUAUUUUCACAUUCAGGCUGCGUGUUAAUUCCCCAAACAACAAGUAUAAAACCGUUUCUCAGUGAACUUCAAAGGAAUUAGUGAUCAACAACAGGGCUCCAUCAAACUCAACAAGGUGAGGAGGUGAUCCAACCAUUGUCUUUAGGUGUGCUGGAGCAGGAACCAUGGAAGACCUGUUGGAUGGUAGCUCUGGAGGCAUGGAGUUGGUGUACCCUGCAAUAGAUGUCCUGUUAGAGUAGGCCAUAGAAAUGUUAAACAGACCCUCACAGCUUUGCUUCAAGUGUAGUCCAGGCUCUCAGCGAGCUGGUGUUCAUCUCCAGCAGUCAUCAGGUGAGAGGCGGGGCCACACCUGGACCAAUCACCAGCCUACCACUUAGAGGCUGGCUUCUGAGAAAGGAGCUCUACUAUCUCUCCAUCCUGUCUGCAGCGACCCAGCCUCGCGUUACUCUCUUUCAUCACUGAUUUUGUUUUUAGGGCUCUAAUGAAUAUAUUGUAAAAAUGUUUUACCUGUGUACACAACAGUUUUAUUUCUGUAAAUCAAUGCAUUAUUCUUGUUUAAAAUGAGUUUUUUAUUACUUUUGCAGCACAUUAAUACCAUUUGAAUGACCACUGCAUGUGUUACAAAGGAGCAUUUGAACAUUUGGGACCAGUCCAUGUCUAGCUAGUUGUUUGCUUCCUUGUUCACGCUCAAGAGAGAAUCAGAAGCUUUUACUCUUACAUACAUUAGAUCGCUUCUGGUUUCGACGUGAGUCAGCAAAAUAAACAUACAGUAUUUGCUCUUUUUUAAAUAUCCGGAGGAUUUUUUAAACAUAUUUCUGAGUCAUGUCAAAAAGAAAUUUAGCCAGAAAGUGUAGCGCUGGGAGAAAACGUGUGUGCUUGUGCCAUGAAAUAAAGUUUCUGUUAUAAGA
Nothobranchius furzeri (turquoise killifish) is the source of this 3997-nucleotide messenger RNA. RefSeq names its product olfactomedin-like 2A (gene olfml2a). Lineage: Eukaryota; Metazoa; Chordata; Actinopteri; Cyprinodontiformes; Nothobranchiidae. The record is from RefSeq and is a predicted model, not a curated record. Gene Ontology annotation, biological process: signal transduction.